UUUGAAGUCUGACUGUUGUUUCAGCGCCGGUGUAUUUUGACGCGACACAGAUAUGGGUUCACAUGUAUGCAGAAAACAGAUAGUGCGAUGGAUGUGGAGAUGGAGUGUUUGUCCUGUGGCGGUGAGCAGUGGUCAUAUGCCGUUCUGCUCCACACAACAAGAGCCCCAUCAAGCAAAUCCAUCUCACACCAGUCAGGUCACCCACAGCCCUGGGAAUCAGCUCACCCUGUGCUCUUUGCUCGAGAUGGGCUUCUCAGAAUCUCAAGCCAAGGAGAUGCAUGAAGGUGCUAUGAAGAGCCGCGGGAAACAUGUUCCAUCUGUUCUGACAGCGCUGUUGCUCCUGGGCUUAAAUCCCUCCAGUAUCCUGAAAAUAAUGCAGAAGUGUCCAGAAGUAUAUUCACUUAAAGGUGCAGACUUACAGCAGCACAUCGAUCAUCUGAGGAAGAUGGGACUGGUAGAAGGUAGUCUGCAGAGGAUGAUCAGUCGCUACCCCGAAGUCAUGCUUCUGUCAGUCAAGAGGGUAAACAUGGUGUCCCGACUGCUCAGAGAGAAAUGCCUCUUCACCAUCCAUCAGGUCACAGACAUCCUCAGAGACUCACCUGAGGUUUUGGAGGAGGAUUUGGCCAAGCUGGAGUACAAAUUUCAGUAUGCAUAUUUCCGUAUGGGUGUGCGGCAGCCAGAGAUGGUAAAGGCAAAGCUGUUCAGGUUGUCUCUCUCUGAGCUCCGGUGCCGUCACUGUUUUCUGGAACGGAGGGGACUGUACCAGACGCCAGACAAAAAGGGCCAAACUCUCAUCCUUAACCCCCCGCUCAAAGACAUCCUCUGCGUCUCUAAGGAAACCUACCUGACGCAGGUCGCCAUGGCAACUGCAGAGGAGUUCCAUGUUUUUCGCAAGCUGAUGGCAAGAGAGCAAGAGGCAGAAGGGAGGGAGGAUCCUCUUAUUUUAGUUGUCCGAAAUCUGUCCACAGGUAGUCUGCAGAGGAUGAUCAGUCGCUACCCCGAAGUCAUGCUUCUGUCAGUCAAGAGGGUAAACAUGGUGUCCCGACUGCUCAGAGAGAAAUGCCUCUUCACCAUCCAUCAGGUCACAGACAUCCUCAGAGACUCACCUGAGGUUUUGGAGGAGGAUUUGGCCAAGCUGGAGUACAAAUUUCAGUAUGCAUAUUUCCGUAUGGGUGUGCGGCAGCCAGAGAUGGUAAAGGCAAAGCUGUUCAGGUUGUCUCUCUCUGAGCUCCGGUGCCGUCACUGUUUUCUGGAACGGAGGGGACUGUACCAGACGCCAGACAAAAAGGGCCAAACUCUCAUCCUUAACCCCCCGCUCAAAGACAUCCUCUGCGUCUCUAAGGAAACCUACCUGACGCAGGUCGCCAUGGGAACUGCAGAGGAGUUCCAUGUUUUUCGCAAGCUGAUGGCAAGAGAGCAAGAGGCAGAAGGGAGGGAGGACGAAUACAGCAUUGAUGAGGAGUUAGGGGAGGAUAAAGAUGAUGAUGAUGACAAUGGACUGCACAGGAAAAAGCGUCACUGGAACACUGGUUACAAGAAGGACAGGAAAUGAGGCAUUUUGUAUUAAAUAUUCAAAAUGAAUAAAAACGAUUUCAU
This is a messenger RNA of Sinocyclocheilus rhinocerous, 1596 nucleotides long. Its product is annotated as transcription termination factor 4, mitochondrial-like. Gene Ontology annotation, biological process: regulation of DNA-templated transcription; termination of mitochondrial transcription. Lineage: Eukaryota; Metazoa; Chordata; Actinopteri; Cypriniformes; Cyprinidae. Bases 53 to 1552 code for a protein of 499 amino acids. Gene Ontology annotation, cellular component: mitochondrial matrix. The record is from RefSeq and is a predicted model, not a curated record. Gene Ontology annotation, molecular function: double-stranded DNA binding. The transcript is spliced from 6 exons.